CCCCCAGUUCAAGAUGCAGGUCAAGGUGAUCAAGGCCGGCAAGCGCGCCAAGGACUACGGCUCCGUGCAGGUGGCGGGCUCGGCCCCCACGGUGGCGCAGCUGAAGGCGGCCUUCGAGAAGCACGCGCGCGUGUCGCGCUUCCGCCAGAGCCUCAAGCUGCAGGCCGCGGACGGCUCGCUCGUGGCGCUCACGGACGACGCCAAGCUGCUGGUGGACUACGGCGUCAAGGGCGGCUGCACGCUCGUGUUCCGCGACCUGGGCCCGCAGAUCGGCUACCGCACGGUGUUCGUGGCCGAGUACCUGGGCCCGCUGCUCUUCGUGCUGGGCUACGCCGCGCGCCCCGCCUUCAUCUACGGCGCGGACGCCAACGCGCAGCCGCUGAGCCACACGGCGCUGCUGGGCGUGGCCGCCUGGUCGCUGCACUUCCUCAAGCGCGAGCUCGAGACCUUCUUCGUGCACCGCUUCAGCCGCCCCACCAUGCCGCUCUUCAACCUCUUCAAGAACUGCGUCUACUACUGGAGCUUCGGCGCCGUGGUGGGCUACCCGCUGUGCCACCCACAGUACGCGGGCCCCACGUCGGACCUGCAGGUCAAGGCCGGCCUGGCGCUCAUGGGCGUGUCCGAGUUCCUCAACCUGUGCGUGCACGUGCAGCUGCGCAACAUGCGCCCCGCCGAGGGCUCCAAGCUGCGCCCGAUCCCCAAGGGCCCGCUCUUCGCGCUCGUGUCGUGCCCCAACUACACGUUCGAGGUGCUCGGCUGGGUCGGCUUCUCGCUCUUCACGCAGGUGGCCGCCAGCUACGUGUUCACGGUCGUGGGCUUCCUGCAGAUGGCCGACUGGGCGCUCAAGAAACACCGCGGAUACUUCAAGACGUACGGAGACGAGUACAAGAAGCUGCGUCGCAAAGCCAUCAUCCCCUUCAUUCUGUAAGGGAGCGAGUGGAGUUAGGACACCCGAGUUGGACCCAAACCGUGAGUACGACUUUUUUCUCUUACAGCAAACCUGGAUGGAGAUAAACUACUAAACACGGACUGGAUCAACUU
Molecule: messenger RNA, 1041 nt
Organism: Phytophthora sojae
Lineage: Eukaryota; Oomycota; Peronosporomycetes; Peronosporales; Peronosporaceae
Exons: 1
Coding region: 14-928 (304 amino acids)
Biological process (GO): very long-chain fatty acid biosynthetic process
Molecular function (GO): oxidoreductase activity, acting on the CH-CH group of donors
Source: RefSeq, a predicted model, not a curated record